AUGUCAGACUCGAGACGCACUGCCCUGCUCUCGGCGCUCGCCUACGCCGCUCUACUACUCGUACCCGUCGUAGAAGGAAGCUUGUGUGGAAUCGUGGAUCACCGGACGGCCAUUGUCGACAAUCGCCUGUUCUUCACCAGCGGCAACUACACGUUUGCUGACAACCAGAUAUGGCACAACACGUCGGACCUGUACUGGCUCGACCUGACCAAGAGUUUUGAUGUCGAUGGCAUGCUCGAUUCGACCGCACUCAACCAGUCGGCAUUGCCGUCAGGUGAGCUAGCGAGUAGUCAACGCUUGACUGCUGGAGGUGCCUCCGGUGUCUUCUUCUAUGAUCAUACCACCAUGUAUGCUUAUGGUGGUCUUAUCGAAGAAGAUGCGGAUGGGGUUGACAACUCCCUCUGGGCGUACAACACGUCCACUGAUACCUGGAACCUGACGUCCAUGGCAACUGGAUCCAUCAGUUUUGGAGACAACACCGAAGGUAUCUACGCCAGCGACCCCGACUCUGGAAGAUCUUUCUAUACCGGAGGCUGGGAGGUCUCUUUCAACGGGUCCAACCAAGGAAUGGUCAAGUUCAACACCAACAACUCCGCGAAGCCGACGUUUGAUUUUGCUGCCAGCCAGACCAAUGACCAAGGACUGAGCACGUUGAAAGGCGCAAUGGUCUACACGCGGAAAGGCAAGAAAGGUACUUUGAUCGCCAUUGGCGGUGACGACACGACCAGCGGCGGCCAAUUCAACGGCGAACAGUACUGGAAUCAGCGAUCGAUGUCCCAAAUCUUUAUCUACGACAUCGACGGCGAGACGUGGUACAACAUUACGGCAACAGGCGACAUCCCAGGCCCACGCACUGAGUUCUGCGCAACCGUCUCCUCGGCUCCGGACGACUCCAGUAUCCAGAUAACGAUCCACGGCGGCUGGGACCAAGGCAACGCAGCAUCGCUGAACGAUGUGUACGUUUUGAGCGUCCCGGCGUUUGAGUGGAUCAAGGUCAACGCGACAGGUGAUCCGGAUAAGACUGCUGAUCGCUUCGCCGGCCGCCAUCGCCACAAGUGCAAUGUCUGGAACGACCGCCAGAUGCUCGUCACGGGUGGUGUUGUCGAUGCGAACGGCACGUCCCGCAACGACUACUGCAACGCGACCAGCCACCCGCCGGUCAAGGUUCUCGAUCUGUCGACGUACGAGUGGCAGACAACCUUCCAGCCGAACCUGACUUACACGAUCCCGACCAUUGUGCGCGACGUCAUCGGCGGAGACCUCAGCGCCACCGGCAGUGCUGCCCAACAGUCCCCCACCAGCGGUUGGAAAGACGCUGCUUUGUCAACCAUCUUUUCGCAAACCGUGCCCCGCUCGACAUACACGCCUCCAUCCGACUCAGACACGUCAGACGGCGACGACAGUUCCACGCACACCGGCGCGAUAGUCGGCGGCGUCGUAGGCGCCGUAGGCGGAGUCUCGCUCCUUGCAGCCGCAGGCUUGCUCUUCUGGCGGCGGCGCAAACAGCAAGCCGCGCAACAAACGGCGCGCACGGACUCUGGUCCCGUCGAGCUCGUCGGCAGCGGAGGCCGGGAGCCGCCGCAGGAAGUCCAUGGCGGAGACGCGAAGUUCGAGCUCCCUGACCAAGCUGUGCCAGCCGAGAAGGAGGCGGAUGCGUUCCGCUGCGAGUUGGAAGACACGGAGGUCGUGAGCCCAAUAAGUACGCAGGUGGUGAGUCCGCUGGAGGAGGAGGUGGUGGGGAAGGGAGGUGUUGUGGGUGUUAGUUGGGGUAGAGGAGGUGGGAAUGGCGAGAGGAGGUUUUCGUAG
This is a messenger RNA of Aplosporella prunicola CBS 121167, 1806 nucleotides long. RefSeq lists its product as uncharacterized. Bases 1 to 1806 code for a protein of 601 amino acids. Lineage: Eukaryota; Fungi; Ascomycota; Dothideomycetes; Botryosphaeriales; Aplosporellaceae. Gene Ontology annotation, cellular component: cell cortex of cell tip. The transcript has 3 exons. The record is from RefSeq and is a predicted model, not a curated record. Gene Ontology annotation, molecular function: protein binding.